AUGGUUGUACAUGGGGAUAUCGUACCUUUUUUUCAAUUCGUUUAUAAGCUAUUCAAUAAAUGUUUGCUUAGUCAAGAAGCUGGUGGUGCUCACACUGGGAAUGUGACACACAAUCACAUUUCUGUGAAUUGUUGUAAUCCUGGUGCCACUUUGUCCUUUCAUACAUCCCAUGAGACAGCGCACCAGGACAGUAACUUGCAGGAAGUGGUCUCUAACAUUCCCGGUUCACCCGGGUUGGUGGAGUCGUUCCAUAGCGCUGUUAUCGACAGCCCUCGUGCAUCAUUUGAAAUGAUUCCUCUUCCUAUUGCUCGUUGUGAUGCAGCGGAACCAUGGCAAUUAGGAUCUCAAGACGCAGCAACACCUAUGAUGCAAGGAAUAAUGGACUUACAUCACGAUAUCUUUUUCUUCCUCAUUCUGAUUUUGGUUUUCGUAUCAUGGAUCUUGGUUCGCGCUUUAUGGCAUUUCCACUAUCAAAAAAAUCCAAUCCCGCAAAGGAUUGUUCAUGGAACUACUAUCGAGAUUCUUCGGACCAUCUUUCCUAGUAUCAUCCCGAUGUUCAUUGCUAUACCAUCAUUUGCUCUCUUACACUCAAUGGACGAGGUAGUAGUAGAUCCAGCCAUUACUAUCAAAGCUAUUGGACAUCAAUGGUAUCGGACUUAUGAGUAUUCAGACUAUAACAAUUCCGAUGAACAGUCACUCACUUUUGACAGUUAUACGAUUCCAGAAGAUGAUCUAGAAUUUGGUCAAUCACGUUUAUUAGAAGUGGACAAUAGAGUGGUUGUACCAGCCAAAACUCAUCUACGUAUUAUUGUAACAUCUGCUGAUGUACCUCAUAGUUGGGCUGUACCUUCCUCAGGUGUCAAAUGUGAUGCUGUACCUGGUCGUUUAAAUCAGAUCUCCAUUUCGGUACAACGAGAAGGAGUUUACUAUGGUCAGUGCAGUGAGAUUUGUGGAACUAAUCAUGCCUUUACGCGUGCGCUCGGAAACAUAGGCCGACUGCUGAGCCCACUCUGGCUCAGCCGCACCACCUGUGGUGCGAGCCACCCGAGAAGCAAGCUAUUACAGCGAGCGGCUGGAGCUAUAGGGAGCCGAGGAGCAAGGCAGUAGAUAAGAUAGAAGAAGGGGCCAGGCUCCCGGUGGAGCAGAGGAGACGGUUAGGAUAACGAACUUGAAACGCGGAGCCCGAGCGGCCGGCGAGCGAGUGGUUAGUGGCCAAUAGCGCCCUAGUUGAUGGCAUUCCUCUCUGCGGCUGGCACUCGAGGAACCACAGGGCACUCCAUACGGAGCAAGCAAGUCUUAGGGAUGAGACGCCCGCGCAAGGACCUCAAUUCUCAUUAGGAGGUCGAACCAAGGACCUAUGGAAGUCGGGGCUACCCCGUCCCCAUGGGCAACGCAACAGUGUCCUGAGGGAGGAGUUUAGAGGCCUUAUAGUAGCACGGACUUCUUUUUCUUUCUAGGUCAUGCGAAGGGGGCCAGUCCAAGAUCGUACUGUUCCUCUACAAAGACAACAGACGCUCUCAAUGGCUAGGCGCCACUCUCUUUCUGAGUUAUUCCAGCUUCUUCAUGAUUUCGUGCCGCGGUGAACAAACAAAACCAAAAAAAAAAGAGGGCCGUCUCCGCUACAGGAGAAGGACCUGCAACGGCAGAGACUAUUGACCCUAUUCUUGUUCCUAGUCGUCUGUUACGAGUCCGGGAAGCCUGGAAUCCUAAAUAUGAGGGAUCCCUCAAAAUAGAGAAGGGCGGGCAGGGCUUCCGCAAGGGCCUCACCCCUCUUCCCGGUCAAGAUAGAUGGGAAGGGGCCCUAUCAAGUUAAGGGCAUAACCAGCCUCUUUAUUUAUGUACGUACACCUUUGUUUCAGGGUGGGGCCGCCCUUCCUCCUGCUAAUCCGGCCAUUUCCGAACCUGUCUUUCCCACCCCAUUCAAUUCAUUGGAGGACUUCUCAAUUCUUGCGAUUCUCAGCCCCCUUAGCUUAUUAUUAUGAAAAGGGAAAAGGGCUUUUUCAGCUUGCUGCUCGCUUUCUCGCUUCCGAGAGGCGAAGGGAGCCUGACUUACGGUUUCCAAGCCUGGCGCGAAGCGAAGGGAUUGGAUUUCACCUAUGAUCAGAUCAGUGGGCAACCAUAGUUUACUUUUUUCGUGGUGUUGUUGACGUUGUUGAAAGCUAAUUUUUAAGUAGGCCUCGCUUUUCGGAGCUGCUCCCAGCUCACACUAUGGUGGAGGAGGUGCCGUGAAGAUCUAGGAGUGUGAGCAGUACGAGCUGAAAGGCUCCCAUACUGUUUGGAGGGCAGGGGGCAUAGAUGCCAAACAAACCUGACCCCUAUCUAUCUUUGUAGAAGCUGUUCCUAGGAAAGAUUAUGGUUCUCGGGUAUCCAAUCAAUUAAUCCCCCAAACCGGGGAAGCUUAAGCGGAAAUGAAAGAGUAGGGUGAGGGAUAAGGGGGGAAGCCACUAAAUGGAAGGCUUCGCUCGCUCGCUCUAACGCUCGUUUAGUAGACAGCGAGUGGAGUGCAUAAGCCCUUUUAGAGAUAGGGGCGAGUACUACACGAGCUCGUAAGUCAAGUACGGAAUGAGCCUUGUCUACGAAGCAGAGCGACCUCGUCUUGCUUGCUUCUGGCGAAGCUUCUAGCACUAGAUAAUAGGCAUUCAUGUAUGGUAGGAAUACUACUUAUUAGGCCGACCAUUACAUAGGAGCGAUAGCGAAGCCAAGCCGUUUAAAGGCGAGCAGCCCUUAUAGCUAUAGCAAACGGCCUACUUAUAGCCCUAU
Molecule: messenger RNA, 2760 nt
Organism: Alnus glutinosa
Lineage: Eukaryota; Viridiplantae; Streptophyta; Magnoliopsida; Fagales; Betulaceae
Product: cytochrome c oxidase subunit 2
Exons: 1
Coding region: 1-1107 (368 amino acids)
Biological process (GO): ATP synthesis coupled electron transport
Cellular component (GO): membrane
Molecular function (GO): cytochrome-c oxidase activity; copper ion binding
Source: RefSeq, a predicted model, not a curated record